AUGGCUUCGUCUGAAGUUUCUCAGAGGCCUCGGCGACUCAUGCUCGUCAGUGUUCCUCGCACAGCAUCGAAUCUGCUGGCAAAGAUUUUGAACAUCGCUCAACAACCUGAUGUACUGUCUAACGAGGCGGCUGGGUACUUCUUCCAUCCCGCGUUCUCCGCGACCGCACUAGGUGGAUAUCUGAGUACGCCAUCCACGGAAUGGACCGACGAGCAGAAGCAAACUCUCAGGAGCAUUUUCCAAGGAUGCGUCAAUACGAUUGAAGAGCAUGCGGAGCGCGCAGAAAAAGCAAACAAGAUUCUUUUUGCCAAGGAACACGCAGGCUCGCUUUUCAGCCCUGCUGCCUUCGAGAAAUGGCAGACCGGUGAUUCCAAGGCAAAUGACGAGUUAUUUGACGCUCUGAGACUCGAAUUCCCUGAGAAGUUCGGACCCCAUACCUUUUCGCCCAGUAGCCAAAGCAUGCUGUCUGAUGAAUACCUGCGUCUCUGGCAAUAUGUCUUCAUCAUCCGCCACCCAGCACUAGCAUGGCCUUCUCUCCGUCGCUGCCAGCGCAAGAUCGUCGAAGCAGAAAUCACGAAAGGCCUAGACCAGACAGACGAGCAAAAACGAGAUGUCUCCUUGUCGAAUAUGACUAUGCGCUGGACGCGGCUGUUGUUCGACUGGUUUUGCGACCAAGGCUUCAAGCCCACACCUUUGAUUGUGGAUGCUAAUGACCUGAUUAACCACCCCGAAAUCGCUGCCAGGCUUUGCGAGCAGACUGGAAUGGAUGCCAACGCUGUUCAGUACGAGUGGGACAACAUGGAAAAGAGGUCUGAAGAUUGGAAGACGGGUAACAAUGUUGAUGAUGCCACCCAUGAUAGGAACAUUGCUCUGGCUAAGAUCAUGCUUGGUACACUUGAGAAUUCUACAGGAGUGAUAAAGCAGAAGGUAUCUAGUGAUAUCGAUAUCUCCAAGGAGGCGGAGCAAUGGAGAGUCGAGUUUGGCGAAGAAGAUGCCAAAUUCAUUGAGAAAGCCGUGCGGGACUCGAUGCCUGAUUACGAGUACCUGAUGGCUCAUCGUAUCACCGUUUGA
Penicillium argentinense is the source of this 1071-nucleotide messenger RNA. RefSeq lists its product as uncharacterized. NCBI's taxonomy places the organism in Eukaryota, Fungi, Ascomycota, Eurotiomycetes, Eurotiales, Aspergillaceae. The coding region runs from base 1 to 1071 and encodes 356 amino acids. The transcript has a single exon. The record is from RefSeq and is a predicted model, not a curated record.